Messenger RNA from Prinia subflava (tawny-flanked prinia), 5787 nucleotides. RefSeq names its product galactose-3-O-sulfotransferase 2 (gene GAL3ST2). Gene Ontology annotation, cellular component: membrane. The transcript has 4 exons. Bases 3049 to 4278 code for a protein of 409 amino acids. Lineage: Eukaryota; Metazoa; Chordata; Aves; Passeriformes; Cisticolidae. The record is from RefSeq and is a predicted model, not a curated record. Gene Ontology annotation, molecular function: galactosylceramide sulfotransferase activity. Gene Ontology annotation, biological process: glycoprotein biosynthetic process; glycolipid biosynthetic process.
UCUGAUUUAUCGGUGACAACAGCCAAAGGAGGCAUUUUCUCCCUUGGGCUGUGCUAGUGAAGCAUCAGAGGCACAGGAGAACCUGUGGAUGCCAGUCUUCCAAGUGAAGGUGUUGCUCUUCGUUGUUUGUUUUAUCUAAUACAUUUAUCCCAACACCCACAACAGAAUCUGGUUAUGGCCUCUUUAGUGAUGCCACCUCCAGGCUGUCCCAAAUAAGCAUCAGUGUUGUCCCAUGUACAAGUUUGCAGUGCUGGAAGGACUGGCCAGAGAAGAGAGAGUGCUGGAGACCCAGCCUCUGGAUUUUAUCAACUGGAGGAGAAACACCAGCAGCCAGGCUGGGGGAGGGGAUCCCAGCCCUCCUGCCUGGCCAGGGGAAGGCUCUAGGCAUGCCACUAUUUCCUGCUUCCUUGACUUCCAGUCUGCUCUUCACAGCAAAUCAUGAUUUGCUGUCACAGGGAGGUGUAAAAUUAUCCCUCCCAACCUGGCUGGAUGAAAUCUGGGAUAACCUGGAGUGAUAAUCCAAAAGGAUGGGGCUUGGAACAGCCUGGUCUAUUGGAAGGUGUCCCUGCCCACUGCAGAGAAGUAGAACGAGAUGGGCUUUAAGGUCCCUUCCAACCCAACCACUUUGUGACUGUUCACUGGGAGUGCUGUGGACUCUCUGGAGGACAGGAGCCUUGCAGAGGGAUCUGCACAGGUGCCCCACAGGGCAGUGCCAGUGUCACAGAAUUGCUGGCACAGGUGCUGGGUUUGCCCCCAGCGCUGGGCACGAGCUGAGCUGGCGAGGGGUGGCUGGGGAGCAGCUGGAAGGGUCUGGGGGCACUGCCUGGCAGCAGCACAGGGGAACCAGGCCAGGAGGGCAGGGCCAUCCUGGGGCACCCCACACAGCGGGGCCAGGGGCAGGAGAGGGCAUGGCCUGGCUGUGCUCAGGGCUGGGGAUGGUGGGAAGAGGCUGCAGCGUGUCCAGAAGAGGAGAACCACGCUGGGGCUGGGGCUGGAAGGUGUGACCUGGGAGAGGCUGGGGGCUCUGGGUUUGUCUGGUUUGGAGAGGAGGAGGCUGAGGGACAACCUUAUCCCCCUCUGCAGCUUCCUGAGGAGUGGGCAUGGAGAGGGAAGUGCUGAUCUCAUGGGAAUGCUGAUCCCAAAGCAGGGCCAGGAGAGGUUCAGGCUGGACAUUAAGGAAGUGUUUCUUUAUAGAGCACAUAAUCAAAUACUGCACCAGGCUUCCUGGAGAGGUGGUUGAUGCGCCAGACUGUCAGUGUUUAAUAAGAGGCAUUUGAGCAAUGGUGUAACUUUAGGGCAGCCCUGAACUGUUAAGGCAGUUGGACCAGAUGAUUCUCCUAAGUUCCUUUCAGCUGAAGUGUGCUGUUCUAACAUGGAGGGUUUUGUUGGUUUGAGGGUUUGGUUUUAUGUGCUACAGUCUAUUUUGUAAUUUAAAGUUUGUUCUACAAAACCACAUUAUCACCCAUCUGCUACAGAGGGCCCUGAGUCAUUAAUCUUCUGGCUUACUUGGUGUUUGCUUGUCAUAUCCGUAUUUACUGAUAUGUGUCACUCUUAAUCCAGGCUCUCUUUUAUCCAAAUGAGGCAGGUGGUGAUAAGAGCCGGGGGAUUUGCCAAAGGUAAAUAAUGUCACUAACCUGACAACGUUUUACAACAAAAGGAUGUUUUCUGUCAACAUGGGCAGAGCAGUGGAUGUCAGCAAAGCUCUUUCCCACAAUCUUCUCCAGGCGAGACAGGGAUUUGAGUGGCCUGGCCUAAUGGAAGGGGUCCCCUGCCCAUGGCAGGGGGGUUGGAACAAGAUAAGCUUCCAACCCAAACCUUCCUCUGAUUCUGUGAUGCUUCUGGAUUCCCUGGGUGGGCUGUGGGACAGGUAAUAAGCUGGCUCAGGCUGUGCUCAGAGGGUGCCAAUUGAUGGAUUUUAUUCAGCUGUACUAGUUUGGGAAGCCUUACUGGAUGCCAUGAGAUUAGGAAAGGUGGUGUCUUAUGCAUCUUUUUCACUACCUGCAUUUUGGUGAUGUUGUCUCUUCCACAGAGCAGUGAAAUAAACGUUGCAUCCAGAGCUUUAUUCUUCAAAGAAAAAGGAGUUUUUUCUUCUGUUUUAAGGCAGAGCACAAUCUCUACAAGGCUGCAUGCUGUCAGAUUGCACUAAGGAUGCUGGCUUGUGCUCAGCAACAUGUUGCAAUGUUCUUCUCAAUACAGUCCUAAGAUCACACCUCUCUCAACUUGGUCACAUGGAUGCUUUUGAAAGAAAUACCUACAUGUGUUCCAUGGCCUGCCAGUAUCUAGUCCUGCUCUCCACUCGUGUCCAUUCAACCCUUUCUCUCCACUAUGGUGCACUCCCCAUCUCUCCCUUCGUCCCUUAGGACAAGUCAGGAGCUAAUUGUCAUUUUCUGGGGUGAAGUGAAAUGAACAAUGUCAUCAUUUGCAAAGAGGAAGAAUUUGGUCAUGGAAAUGGUGGUCAGGUGUUGGAAGGGGCUGCCCAGGGAGGUGCUGGAGUCCCCAUCUCUGGAGGUGUUCAAGGAAUACCUGGACGUGGCUCUCGGUGCUCUGGGCUGGUUACAAGGUGGGGAUUUGGCACAGGCUGAACUCAAUGGUCUUGGAGGUCUCUUCCAACCCAAACGGUUCUGGAAUUCUGUGGCUCUGUGGAAGGAGAAGACAGCCUGUGCAAGACAGUCAGCCUGUGCUGCUUGGGCGUGGGGUGAUGAAAAAAUACAGGAAGUCCAUGAUGUUGGAAAAGAAAUAUGCAGGAUUUGCCUUCUGCCAGGAUAGGCUGAUGCAGCUAGUUCUUUCUGGAUCAGGCUGUUUAGUUCUUCUCCCCUUUUCCUAUCCUGUUCUUUCUUUUUUCCCCCCUAAACUACUGACCAUCACUGUGUAAAAUACAGCCUUUCCCCAUGAAAGGCUCUUUUUGGGAAGCGGAACUUUCCAUAAUUCUCUUUUUUAGCUGUAUUUGUAGAGAGUGCUUGGAAGGGAGACACACAACACUGUGCUGUGGCUGGGGAAGUUCUGGCUCCAUUUAACCAUCUUCCUUACACGUGAAGAUCCUGAAGCUCCAUGCAUGUCAGGUGUCUUGUCAUUUUCAGCUUCUGCCUGGGACUUACCUGCCUCUCAGGAUUCCUCCAUGUGAAGAAUAAGAAUUACAGAAUCUCAGAGAGCCACGAGGAGCUGCUGAUCCCUCCCACGCCGUGCCGUGCCAAGACAAACGUCAUGUUCCUCAAAACCCACAAGACUGCCAGCAGCACUGUGCUCAACAUCAUGUUCAGGUUCGCAGAGAGGUACAACCUCACUGUUGCCCUCCCUGCUGGCCAGCUCUUCCACCUGGGAUACCCAAGGACUUUUGUGGCCCACUUUGUGGAGGGUUUUCAAACCAUAGGCCAAAAUUACAACAUCAUGUGCAACCACCUGCGGUUUAACCCCUUGGAGGUAAAAAGGGUGAUGGCAGCCAACACCUUCUACUUCUCCAUCCUGAGGAACCCCAUUCCUCUGCUGGAGUCUUCCUACAUCUACUACAAGAACAAUGUGCCUGCCUUCAGGAGCUCCAGGAACGUGAACGAGUUCCUGGCAGCACCCACAAAGUAUUACCACCCAGCAGACUACAGGGGAAACAUCUACGCCAGGAAUAUCAUGUGGUUUGACUUUGGCUAUGAUAACAACGCGGAGGACGACAGCAAGUACACCCAGGCCGUCCUGGAGGAGAUCGAGCAGAACUUCCACCUCAUCCUGAUAGCAGACUACUUUGAUGAGUCCAUGAUCCUCUUGAAGCACGCUCUGUGCUGGGAUCUGGAUGAUGUGAUUUACUUCAAGCUUAAUUCCAGAAGCCAGGACACUGUCCAGAGGUUGAGUCCGGAAAACGAGGAGCAGAUAAAAGCAUGGUGCUCGCUGGACUGGAAGCUCUACCUGCACUUCAACCAGAGCUUCUGGAGGAGAAUUGAGGAGACCAUAGGGCUCGAGGUGCUGGAAAAGGAGGUGGAUCACCUGCGGACCAGACAGAAGGAGCUCAUGGAGACUUGUCUCUCAGAGCAGGAGGCAGUGAGGAGGGAUCACAUCAAGAAUAAAGCUCUCCUGCCUUUCCAGUCAGGGGCUGCAAAUAUCCUGGGUUACAACCUCAAACAAGGCUUGGACAACAGGACUCUGAGAACCUGCCAGAAAAUGGUCAUGCCAGAGCUGCAGUACACGUCCUACCUUUACACUGUCCAACACCCACACAAGAAGAGGAAGGAGGUGGGGUUGCCAUUGCUGUGGACCAGGCGCCAGGAGGACAUGCAGCUCCCAGUGUCCAACUAGGACGUGUGGCAACCCACUGUGGCUUCCCACACUUCGCAUCACCCCUUGUCUGACACGUAACUGACCCACAGGACUCUUGUGCAUGAGGGGGAGGCGCUAGGGGCUUUGUUUGGGGUCACCAAAUUGGUGGUUGGUCUCUUUUUGGGGACCUUGAGCUAAAGGCUUUGCACUGACCAGAUCCUGGGUGAUCCCACCUGCCUGCUCCUGGCUGGAGAGAGCCAGGCUGGCUGCACCUGGCCAAGGCAUUCCAGCCUCUUAAUCAUUAAUCCCAAGUGUGAUCAUUUGCCUUCAUUUGAUUUGAUUUGAUAUCCAUGGUUGCAUCAGUGUGGUCACAGCUCACUGGAGCAUGUCCUGGCUUUGGAGGGUUUAGGGGAAGGGGAGGGAAGUGAGGGGAGUGUGACAAGGGGACACAGUGCUCACAGGACAGGUGGUGGGUGUCCCAUCCAGUGACAUUCCACACUCAGUGAGGACUAACCAUGCUGCUGGGGCUGCCUUUGGUGUGGGAGUCCCAGGCAUCCUGCCCAAAGCCAGGCAGGCUGGCUGCCUUGCCCAGUGCCAUGUAAGCUGUGCCUCUCACCUGUCAGCAGGUGAAUGAGCCUCUGUCCCAUGUGAGAGAGGUGGUGCUUCCCUGGGAGGGUUUGUGGUUUUUCCCCUCGCUCUCAGGCAAGGGUCCCUGGGCAUGUCUGUUCCUUUGGGUGCAGCAUCCCCAAAGCCCUUGAUCAGCAGAUGCUUUUUGGGGACUCCCCUUGCUGUGUUGGCCAAACUCUCCAGCACAGAUUAGGAGGGGAUGGAGUGAGACACAGCUUUGGGUGCACUGGUGCAUCCAGGUCCCUGCUGCCGCUGUGACCAGCACAUGGCUCAGGUUUAAAACACAGUGGUUUUAUCAGUGCAAGUUGGCACUGACGGAUGUGUUGGGAACAGGUGACAAGCAGUGACACCAAAUCCAUUUGUCUUGGUGCUGCCAUCCUCACAAACCCUCCUGGCACUGCCACAGCAGCAGGGCCCUGGAUGGCAGAAUGGGGAGGAGGAUCUGGGGGUCACUUGCUGGCAGUGUUGCCUUGGGGGUGAAGCUGUGGGGCAGCAGCUCGAGCUGGGAAGCAGGAGUGAUGCUGUCAGGGGGAGAGGGGUGAGAAGCAGAGCCAGGACUUUCCUCAGCUGUGUUUAGCAGCUGAGGCAGGGUUAAUCAGCCCAGGUGUCCAGCAGGAGCAACCCAGAUUAAUGGCACUUUCAUGGUCCAGUGUUACAGGAACCCUCACUAAAAUUUACCCAAGGCUUGGGAGGCUUUUGUAACAGCCAGGCAGAUCUGCUGGAGCCGCACGUGGUCACCCCGGGCCAUCCGAGGGGCCCUUCCCGGGCAGUUCUGCAGCCUCUGCCUCGGGUUUCCCCUUGGAGCUUCUGAUCCGUGAUUUGCCAUGGGAAUUUUGCCAAGCCCUUUUAAUUAAAUGGAUCACAGAGUUGGAAUAUAAAAAAUAUAUCUUAGGUAUAAAAAUAGUUUCUUAGUAGCUAAUC